Nyctereutes procyonoides (raccoon dog) is the source of this 2908-nucleotide messenger RNA. It is a transcript of the gene DPH2, whose product is annotated as diphthamide biosynthesis 2. Lineage: Eukaryota; Metazoa; Chordata; Mammalia; Carnivora; Canidae. The record is from RefSeq and is a predicted model, not a curated record. The transcript is spliced from 6 exons. Gene Ontology annotation, molecular function: 2-(3-amino-3-carboxypropyl)histidine synthase activity. The coding region runs from base 166 to 1629 and encodes 487 amino acids. Gene Ontology annotation, biological process: protein histidyl modification to diphthamide.
GGUACCUGCGUAGCGGAGAAAUGUGAGCUUGGACCCGUGCAGGCGAGGUCCGAGGGCUGCCCUCACUGGGUAACUGUGACUCAGCGAGGGCUGCUUUCGAGGACGCGGGGCCUGAAGCUGACCGAGGGACGUCCCCGCUGCUUCCCGCCACCCGGGCUGUGCCUCAUGGAGUCUACGUUCAGCAGCCCCGCUGAGGCUGCGCUGCAGCGGGAGGCGGGCGCCCCGGGGCUGCUUACGCCCCCCGAAGACCUGGACCGUGUGUACGAGCUGGAGCGAGUCGCUGGAUUUGUCCGCGACCUGGGGUGUCAGCGGGUGGCCUUGCAGUUCCCUGACCAGCUACUGGGAGAUGCUGGGGCCGUGGCUGCACGACUGGAGGGGACCACGGGGUCGAAGAUGUUCAUUCUGGGCGACACGGCCUACGGCAGCUGCUGUGUGGAUGUGCUGGGCGCCGAGCAAGCCGGAGCUCAGGCCCUUGUACACUUUGGCCCUGCCUGCUUAAGCCCUCCAGCCCGCCCACUGCCUGUGGCCUUUGUCCUCGGUCAGCGUCCUGUGCACUUGGAGCUCUGCGCCAAGGCCUUUGAGGCCGAGAACCCAGACCCCAAAGCUCCGGUGGUGCUGCUAAGUGAGCCGGCCUGUGCCCAUGCUUUGGAGGCUUUGGCCACUCUCCUGCGCCCACGGUAUCUGGACCUGCUUGUCUCCAGCCCAGCUCUUCCCUUGCCAGCGGGCUCCUGUAGUCCAGAGCCUGAGCCCCUAGAGCGUUUUGGCCGCCGCUUCCCCCUUGCUCCAGGGAGGUGUCUGGAAGAAUAUGGUGCCUUCUACGUGGGGGGCUCUGAAGCCAGUGCUGACCUAGACCCGGACCUGAGCCGGCUGCUUUUGGGCUGGGCACCAGGGAAGCCUUUCUUCACCUGCUGCCCGGAUACAGGGCAGACUCAGGAUGAAGGUGUCCGGGCUGGGCGGCUCAGGGCACGUAGACACUAUCUGGUAGAGAGGGCCAGAGAUGCCCAUGUGGUGGGGCUCUUGGCAGGCACGUUGGGUGUGGCCCGACACCGUGAGGCGCUGGCACACUUGCGGAACCUGACUCGGGCUGCAGGCAAGCGUAGCUAUGUGUUGGCCCUGGGGCGACCCACGCCUCCCAAGCUCGCCAACUUCCCUGAGGUGGAUGUCUUUGUGCUAUUGGCCUGCCCUCUUGGUGCUUUAGCUCCACAGCCUCCUGGUGGCCUCUUCCGGCCUAUCUUGGCACCGUGUGAGCUAGAAGCUGCCUGCAACCCUGCCUGGCCACCUUCAGGCCUGGCUCCCUACCUCACACAUUAUGCAGAUUUAUUGCCUGGCUCUCCCUUCCAUGUGCCCCUCCCACCACCUGACUCAGAACUGUGGGACACCCCAGAUGUGUCACUCAUUACUGGGGAACUCCGACCCCCACCUGCAUGGAAGCCAUCAAAUGAUCCUGGAUGUUUGGACCUGAACUUGCGGCCCCAGCUAGAGCUGGCUGAGAGCAGCCCUGCAGCCUUGUUCCUUAGUUCCCGGAGCUGGCGAGGCCUGGAGCCCCGCCUGGGUCAGACACCGGUGACAGGAGCUGUGAGCGGAAGACGAGGGAUUGCCAUCGCCUAUGAGGAUGAGGGAAACAGCUGAUACCAUGUGAGGUCAGACACACAGAUGGACUUAAGAAUUGAUGCAAAGACCUUUAAAGUUCCCUGCAUCAACCUCACUCCUUGCCAGGAACCUUGAAAGAGCCUGACUGCAGGGAAGGGCAGAUAGCCCCUCACUGAAGAAGGGAAUCCAGCUCUGUCCUGUCCUGGCACCGGCACAGGGCUUAGCAUAUAGUGGCUUAAUAAAUGACUUUUGGACUGAUGGGAGUGAUUUGAGGCUUUUCUGAAGGUUUAUUGGCCCAUCUGUCCUCCUGGGAACAGCCCAGGACCUCUGGCCAGUCCCAGUUUCUGAUGUGCAAUUGACAGUUUGCCCUUGUCAAAGGUUCUAGGUGGUCUAGACCAGGGUUUCUCAACUUUGGUUCUAUUGACAUUUUGGACCACGGAAUUCUUUGCUGUGAGGGGUUGUCCUGUGUACUGUAGUAUGUUUAGCAUCGUCUGUGGUCUCUGCCCACUAGAUGCCCCCAACAUACCCCUUCCCAAUUGUGAUAACCAAAAAUGCCUCCAGACAUUGACAAAUGUCUCCAAUGGGGGCAAAACUGCCCCUAGUUGAGAACCACUAGUCUAGACUUGUGUUCUCCAAAAAGUAACCACUCGACACAUAGCUAUUUAAGCAUGAAUUUAAAUUAGUUAAAAUUAAAAACUGUUUCUUUUUUUAUUAUUUUAAAUUCAAUUUGUUUUUUGUUUUUUUUUUAAGAUUUUUUAUUUAUUCAUGAGAGACACACAGAGAGAGAGGCAGAGACACAGGCAGAGAGAGAAGCAGGCUCCAUGCAGGAAGCCUGAUGUGGGACUCAAUCCCUGGUCUCCGGGAUCACACCCUGAGCCAAAGGCAGAUGUUCAACCGCUGAGCCACCCAGGUGUCCCAAAUUCAAUUUGUUUUUGUUUGCUCAUUUACUUUUUUUUUUUUUUUUAAUUUAAAUUCAAUUUGAAAAACUCAGUUUCUCAGGGUGCCUGGCCAGCUCAUGCAAUUCUUGAUCUGAGUCAUGAGUUCAAGCCCCAUGAUGGGUAUAGAGAUUACUAAAAAAAAACAAAACAAAAACAAAAAAAGACGACAAAAAAACAACACAAACCUUUAAAAAUAAAAACUCAGUUUCUCAGUCACACUAGUCACAUUUCAGUGCUCGUUUGGCCACAGGAGAGGACAGUGUAUCUAUAGGACAUUUCCAUUAUUGCACAAAGUUGUAUUGAACAGUGCUGGUCUACACGGACUGUAACUUUGUUUCUCAGCGAGAGUGUGGAAACUUGAAUAAACUAGAUACAUUUUU